AUGGCCAUGACCCAGAAGUCAGCGCUGCGAGGCUUGCGCGCACUGCAGUCCACCCUCUGUGCAUCCUGUCGCCAUGCCCAGCCUUUCCGUCCCUUCUCGCAGUCGACCCGCGCACUCGCCCUGCUAGACAAGAGCGACAAGUCCGAACACACUAUCGACUCGCUCAUGGGCACCGUCGACAAGAACUUCCACCGGGCCUCACCAGACCACAUCUCCAACCUGAUCCCUGGAGCCGCACCGUCCGAGGCCUGGAACCUCAGGACCAAGGACUGGGACGAAGACACCAAGCACAAGCUGCACAUCUACGCAACCAAGCACAACACACACAUCACCCUCUCCAAGCCAAACAGAGAUGCCCUCAUAUCUGUUUCCUGUGGCAACAUUGGUUUUCGAAAGGCGGGGCGGGGCACAUACGAUGCUGGAUACCAAUUGGCAGCCUUCGUCAUGAGCAGGAUCCAGGACAAGGGCUUGCUCCCGCAGAUUCAGAAACUCGAAUUGAUCUACAGAGGCUUUGGGCCAGGAAGGGAAGCCGUCACAAAGGCGAUACUGGGCGCAGAAGGAAAGAGGAUACGACCGUUGAUUGUAAAGCUGAGCGACAGCACGCGGUUGAAAUUUGGUGGUGUUAGGAGCAAGAAGCCCAGGAGGCUAGGUUAG
Molecule: messenger RNA, 654 nt
Organism: Plenodomus lingam JN3
Lineage: Eukaryota; Fungi; Ascomycota; Dothideomycetes; Pleosporales; Leptosphaeriaceae
Product: mitochondrial 37S ribosomal protein uS11m
Biological process (GO): mitochondrial translation
Cellular component (GO): mitochondrial small ribosomal subunit; ribosome
Molecular function (GO): structural constituent of ribosome
Source: RefSeq, a predicted model, not a curated record